AUUCCCUGCCCCCCACCCUGCCCCGCUCACAGAUGAACAAGUACGCCAAGGAAUGGGCCAAGAAGCUGGCGAAGGACGAGAAGAUGUCGCAUCGGCCGGACAACAAGUACGGCGAGAACGUCUUCUGCCUCUCGUCGAACUCGAAGACUUUCAAGGUUAAAGGCGACGAGGUGGUGGACAAAUGGUACUCAGAAAUAAAGGAUCACAAGUUUGGCGAGGAACCCACGGGAACAAUUUUGAAAUCAGGUCACUUCUCACAGCUUGUGUGGAAGGACACCAAGCAGAUGGGCGUGGGCAAGGCGAGGAGCGCCGCGGGGACCAAGGUUUUCGUGGUGGCUAACUUUGACCCUCAGGGCAACUGGAUGGGACAGUUCGCCGAUCAGGUCCCUCCUGUCGGUGGAUUCGCCAAGGCCUCCGGGGGCAAGUCGUCUGUCUUCAAGGCCAAGUCUCGCAAGUCCUCCUCGAGUAGUUCUGAUUCUUCUUCCGAAGAGGAUGAUUUCGUCGCAGACUGCCUCAAGGCCCAUAAUGACUACCGCAAGAAACACGGAGUUCCUCUUCUCAAGAUCAGCAAAGACCUCAACAAGGUCGCCAAAGACUGGGCUGACACCAUCGCCAGAAAGGACGUGAUGCAGCAUCGCCCGAACAACCAGUAUGGAGAGAACAUUUACUGCGCUUGGUCCUCCAACCCCGCCCACAAGAUCAAAGGCUCUGAAGCAGUUGAUUCUUGGUACAGCGAGAUAAAGGACUUCAGGUUCGGCAGGGAACCCGCUGACCUCAGGGCUGGUCACUUCACGCAGGUGGUUUGGCGGGACAGCAAGGAACUGGGCGUAGGAACGGCCCGCUCAAGAGGCGGCAAAAUCUACGUCGUUGCCAACUACAACCCUCCAGGCAACAUGGUCGGCAGCUUUAGCACCAAAGUCCCUAGUCUUAAGUAGAUGAUUUAUGUAGAAUUCUUCAAAGGAAGUGAUGUUUAAAAAACGAAUCAAAAUAAAUGUUUGGUGAAUGAAAAUGGACGACGGAACAUGGUCAGACGAAACAGAAUGGGGCAUUCAUAACCUUAAAGACAUGAAAUGCAGUAUUAAUCAUGAAAGACAAAUACUGUAAUGAGCAGAGACAUGUCUAUGUAUAUUUACACACAUUACUACAUAUACAUACAUAUACAAUACUAGAUUUACAUAUCUCACAUGGAAGAUACCCAAACACACACACACACACACAAAGGCGUGUG
This is a messenger RNA of Penaeus vannamei (Pacific white shrimp), 1228 nucleotides long. Its product is annotated as Golgi-associated plant pathogenesis-related protein 1. The record is from RefSeq and is a predicted model, not a curated record. Gene Ontology annotation, cellular component: extracellular region. Lineage: Eukaryota; Metazoa; Arthropoda; Malacostraca; Decapoda; Penaeidae.